GCCAGGCUGGCUCCAGGUCGUUAACCAGCACAGAAAUUUCCUCCACUUUUGUGGGAAAAAUUGAUUGUGGGGGAAAUCAGGUCGCUCGCCUUAAGUUUCACUGUAGUCUUGAGUGAAUGUGUGCGCACGACCAUAUUUCUUGAGGGCAUGUCGAAAUGAUCUAGGCUUUUCCCCGCAAGCUGAAGCGUUUCUUUCAACGUUUCUCUUAUGGGCACCCUGCUGUCGCCGUUGCCCACUGAUCCGGAUGAAGCCCUGUAGCGGCCAUUUUGGUUUCGGGCGGCCGGGAUAGGGGAGGCAGAAUGUACAGAGUGGAGGAGGGGCAACUACAACUACGCGGACGUGACGUACGACGCCGCCAUGUCUCUUGAGGGCGGCGACGGCGCCGGGCCGGCCAUGCUGGCUACGGGCACGUGAGUGGAGGCGGCGUUGUGAACCGCGGUGUGGGGAGGAUUUGGCAGUCCUGAGGCACCCAGGCGCUGGGAGGGCAAACAACUCAUGGGAGGGAUAUGGCCUACUUAAAUCCGAGGGCAGAGAACGCCCAGGGACCCUAUGCCCAGCUCUGGAAAGAGGUGCUCGCGGGAACCAUCGUGUCUGAGCCGAGACAAAUCUUAGAUAACCUUCCCUUCCGCUGUCGAGAUCCCCUGAGAUCCUUACCUUGGCCAAGGAUCACGUCCACGGGGUGGGGGGGGCUGUUCGGAGGGCCACGGGGCGCCCCUCACCCUUUCAAAGGCGGGACUUCCGGUCCUGGCCUCUGGCUUGGGCGGGAUUUCCUGUUUUCUUCCUAGAGAAGCGGGUCUUUCCUGGACCCCCGGGCGAGGUGGGGAGGUAUCCGAACGGCAGAGCAAGGCCCCCGAUGUUCACCCCACCCGUGUCCACGGUGUGCAUGAUCGUGUUCCUCACAUCUUCGGGGGGAAGAAAUGGUGAGGCACACAGAGGGCUGGUGAGUCGUCCAAGGUCACACAACAGGUUUGAGACAGUCGGGGCAGGAACCCAGCCUCCUCACCCCUUGCUCUUCUUGCCUGGUAAGGAGAUAUAAUCAUCUGGACUGGGAUUGGGAAUCCCUGACCUUAGGGAGAUCUCUGUCUGAUAGAAGAAGCAGGCAGAGGUACAAUUGUCACAAGCUCAGGUGACAUGAGGUAUGAAGGAGGGAUCCCAGGAAAUUUUGGGAGCUUGUGAAGGCAUGCGACUUAUCCUGGGAAUUAGGGAAGACCUAGACAGGAACUGUCAGAACAGGGUCUCUUAGGAAGCACAGAAACUUUGCAGGUGGAUUUCCACAUACAGGGAUCGCCUUGUCCAAAGGCCUUGGACCUCAGAGGCUCUGGAAGGCCAAGGAAGCAUAUAUAUCCUGUGAGGUCAGGGUUAGGCUGAGGGCCUGGGACCCUGUCCUGGGGAUUCAAAUGCCAAGGUCAGCUCCAGGUAUGGAGGGACUCUUGGGCUUGUAUGAGACAGAAUAGGGGGAAGCCAGGACAGAGGCUGGCAGAAAUAUGAUGCAAGCCCCAUGUGUAACUUUAAAUUUUCUAGAAGCUAAGUUAAGAAGGUAAAAAAACAGUUGCAACUUAUUUUAAUCAUGUAUUUUGUUUGGCCAGUCUAAAACAUUUAAAUAUUGUACUUUUCUGUGCUCAAUCUUCUGAAUCCACGUGGGUCUUACACUCAUGGCUCCUCUCUGCCAGAGGAGUGGGUUUGGAAGGACACUGAGCAUGGCUGGGACAGGGUACAUGGGGGCAGAUGCAAGUGGCAUCCAGGGGCUGGGUAAGAAUUGUGUAGUGAGCCAAGAAGCUUCAGCCCCCUCUGUCCUGCUCUGGCCCACAGGGUGUGGAUGGCGUCAGGGCGCCCUGAGGAGCUGUGGGAGGCUGUGGUGGGGGCCGCUGAGCGCUUCCGGGCCCGGACUGGGACGGAACUGGUGCUGCUAACUGCUGCCCCACCACCGCCACCCCGCCCAGGCCCUUGUGCCUAUGCGGCCCAUGGCCGGGGGGCGCUGGCAGAGGCUGCCCGCCGCUGCCUCCAUGACAUCGCACUGGCCCACAGGGCUGCUACUGCAGCCCGGCCCCCCGCACCUCCACCAGCACCACAGCCACCCAGCCCUGCACCUAGCCCACCCCGGCCUGCCCUGGCCACGGAAGAUGAUGGGGAAGAUGAGGAUGAGCCAACAGAGACUGAGACCUCCGGGGAGCGGCUGGGCGGGAGUGAUAACGGAGGGCUUUUCGUGAUGGAUGAGGAUGCCACCCUCCAGGACCUGCCCCCUUUCUGUGAGUCGGAUCCUGAGAGCACAGAUGAUGGCAGCCUGAGUGAGGAGACCCCUGCUGCCCCCCCAACCUACUCAGUGACCCCAGCCUCAGCCCUGCCCACACAGCAGUAUGCCAAGUCUCUGCCUGUGUCCGUUCCUGUCUGGGCCUUUAAGGAGAAGAGGACAGAGGCACGGUCAUCAGAUGAGGAGAAUGGGCAGCCCUCUUCGCCGGACCUGGACCGGAUCGCGGCGAGCAUGCGCGCGCUGGUGCUGCGGGAGGCCGAGGACACCCAGGUCUUCGGGGACCUGCCUCGGCCAAGGCUCAACACCAGUGACUUCCAGAAACUGAAGCGGAAGUACUGAAGCCCAGAGAGGGAGCCUCCGGUCCUGAGUCCUCCCGGCACCACACUACACCCCCGCCACGUCCCCGGGGACCAUCAGUCAGGAUCCUACGUGGGGCCGGCCUCCCCACGCCUCCUCGGGCCCUCGGAUUGAGCAGUUCCUGCCGAUCUUUGGCACCGAGGAGCGGGAUGUAUUCGGCCUCCCGAUUGGUUCUGUCGCUUUCUCUACCCAGCGACGGAUUCUAUUAGGGAUUGACUCGCUACUCGCCAGCCCCGGAGCUAUCUGAGCCGUAAAUGGGUCAAAUCCGGUUUCUGCCUAGCGACAAGGGCUUUGCUUGCAUGGCAUUGGCUCUCUCGCUGGUAGAGCACAGCCAAGGCCUAGGAUUGGGUAGUGGCGCCUUCACUGCACCGUAGUGACUGGCCAGCUCCUUCAUUUGAUUGGCUCGAAUCCUACAAAGGGCUUGACCGAUUUCCCAAGAGUCUCCAUCAGCCCUUCCUGAGUUUUCCCACCUGAUUGGCCCCAGUCUCCUGGGGGCGUGGCCAAGCCCCACCUUGUGCCCAGAAUUGGCCUUCAGCUUUCAAUUUAAGUUCUUUACACUACUAGGGCUGGGGUCUUAUACUUGCCCAAGCCCUGCCAACUUGUACCCUUGGCCUCCUCAGGGAGGGCCUACUCUUGUCCCUGUGUCUCACACACCCCUCAUCCGUUCCAUCCCUACAACAACCUGCCAAUUGAAGCCUGUACCUGCACCCAAGACUGUACCAGCUCCCGCUCCUCUCCCCCAAACCCCACAGGUGCCUUAAAGGGCCCUCGUCCACCCGAGGUGGGGGGCUGGGGCCUUACUCUCCGGCCCUGGGUGUGGGGGAGAGAGUGGGAGUAGGGGAUCCGGAGUUGGGAGGGACGCUCUGAAGUAAAAGAGUUUUACCUCUGA
Molecule: messenger RNA, 3494 nt
Organism: Otolemur garnettii (small-eared galago)
Lineage: Eukaryota; Metazoa; Chordata; Mammalia; Primates; Galagidae
Gene: AKT1S1
Product: AKT1 substrate 1
Exons: 5
Coding region: 1817-2587 (256 amino acids)
Biological process (GO): negative regulation of protein kinase activity; neurotrophin TRK receptor signaling pathway; negative regulation of TOR signaling
Cellular component (GO): cytoplasm
Source: RefSeq, a predicted model, not a curated record